This is a messenger RNA of Fundulus heteroclitus (mummichog), 2155 nucleotides long. RefSeq names its product gastrula zinc finger protein XlCGF8.2DB-like. Gene Ontology annotation, molecular function: DNA-binding transcription factor activity, RNA polymerase II-specific; RNA polymerase II cis-regulatory region sequence-specific DNA binding. The record is from RefSeq and is a predicted model, not a curated record. Gene Ontology annotation, biological process: regulation of DNA-templated transcription. Lineage: Eukaryota; Metazoa; Chordata; Actinopteri; Cyprinodontiformes; Fundulidae. The coding region runs from base 426 to 1967 and encodes 513 amino acids. The transcript is spliced from 3 exons.
UUAAAAGUAUUCCUGGUUAAUAUCUGCUCCAUUAAUGACAGUUUAGAAAAGUUCUGCUCUGGUUCAGAGUCUGUUGUUGCUGCCGAUCUGCUGCUCCACUCCAGUCCAGCAGGGGGCGGUAGAUGGACCAAUCAGCUGCUUUGUCUCAGUGACGUCCACCGGAAGUGAAUCUAAAAGGCUCCAGCAGCAGCUCGGCUGGAAGACGGUUGUGUUGUGGAGUAUCAGCUGAAUCUCUGCGUAGUUUCAGCAACAAUGUCUUCAGUUCAGCAUCUGAGAGAGUUUAUCAGAGAGCGACUAACUGCUGCUGCUGAAGAAAUCUUCUCAGAGGUUGAGAAAACCAUCGUCCGCUACGAGGAGGAGCUCCAUGGUCUCCGCAGGAUGAUGGCUAUCAACUGGAACCAGAACUAAAGCUGAGCAGAACCGCCAUGGAGCUGCAGAGACAAAGUUCUGAAACCAAAAAGCCUCAUGCCUUCAUGGAGGAGGAAGCUUCUGCCGUCUCACAGCUCUGUAACCAGGGGAGAAAGUCCUGUAAUGAUCAGACGGAAGUAGAAACUCAGAGGACUGAAGAGGAACAGAUGGAACCAGAUCCUGGUUUAAAUGAAGAACAAGGGAUACCAGGACCUCCGUGGAUUAAAGAGGAAGAGAACAUACCAGAGUUUUCUUGGGUUAAAGUGAAACAGGAGGAACCAGAAUAUCAACUAAAUGUAAAAUGGGAGGAACCAGGAUCUCCCCGGAUUAAAGAAGAAGAAGAGACUAGAGAAACUUGUCUGUUUGAAGAACAAGAUAGAUCAGAAUGUUCACUGAUGGAAGAAGUAAAGGAGGAACCAGAUUCUUCACGGUUUAAACAUAAACACAUGGUACCUGAACAUUUAGCAACUAUACAGGAGCAGAAGGACCUUCACAGUGGUCAGGAUGGAGAACAGAAGAAGUCCACUGCUCUGAUGGAGACUUCUACUCUUCAGAAAGACCUCCUGAAGCCACAUGUCUCCAUGGAGGAGGAAGCUUCUUCCAUCCAACAGCUCUGCAACCAGAGGAGAAGGUCCUGUCAUGACCAGGAGGAAGCAGAACCUCAGUGGUCUGAGGAGGAACAGAGGGAACCAGAACCUCCUCUGACUGAAGAACAGGGGGUGUCAGUACCUUUAUGGAUUAAAGAGGAAAAGGAGGAACCAGAACCUCCACUGAUUAAAGAAGAACAAGGAGAGCCUGAGUCUUCGUGGGUUAAAGAGGAACAAAUGGAGCCAGAACCACAGAUUGGGUCUGAGAAUCUGGCUAAUACUGGCACAGAGAAAAUGUGUUUAAAAUGUGACAUUUGCGGAAAGUCUUGGAAGAGGAAGAGUGAAUUGAAAAAGCAUUACAUAAUCCACACUGGUGAGAGGCCUUUUACUUGUCAGACAUGUGGAAAGAGUUUCUCACGUAUGAGUCAUUUAAAUGGUCACAGAAAAAUCCACUCAGGCGAGAGGCCUUUUUCUUGUCAAACAUGUGGAAAAAGUUUCACUCAGAUGUCUUCUUUAAAACUUCACAUCACAAUCCACACAGGUGACAGGCCUUUUUCUUGUCAAACAUGUGAAAAAAGUUUUACUCAGAUGUCUUCUUUAAAACUUCACAUGAGAAUCCACACAGGUGAGAGACCCUUCUCUUGUCAGUCAUGUGGAAAAAGUUUCUCUCAACUGGGUAAUUUAAAUAUUCACAAGAAAAUCCACACUGGUGAGACCCCUUUUUCUUGUCAGACAUGUGGAAAACAAUUCUCUCACAUGAGUCCUUUAAAACUCCACAUGAGAACCCACACAGGUGAAAAGCCUUUUUCUUGUCAGACAUGUGGAAAAAGUUUCUCUCGUAUGAAUCAUUUAAAUGUUCACAUGAGAAUCCACACAGGCGAAAGGCCUUUUUCAUGUGGAAUAUGUGGACAAAGCUUCACUCGAGGUGACUGUUUGAAUCUCCACAUGAAAAAAAAGCAUAAAAGUGAGUAGACAUUUUUACUUUCAAACGUAAGUUUAAAUAUAAAAAUUUCCCUUGGUCGUUUCCAGUAGAGACCCUAUGCUGCCACCUUCUGGAUUGAAGUCCAAUAUUUUAUAUAAACAUGAAGUCUGCCUUGUAGGUCUAGGCAGUUUUUCAGCUGUAAAUAUAUAUACCUGUGUGUUUGUGUGUGUGUGUGUGU